This is a messenger RNA of Elaeis guineensis (African oil palm), 1531 nucleotides long. The record is from RefSeq and is a predicted model, not a curated record. NCBI's taxonomy places the organism in Eukaryota, Viridiplantae, Streptophyta, Magnoliopsida, Arecales, Arecaceae.
UUCUUACUCUCUUUCCCUCUUCUGUGUCCGUUUCCUCUUAAUUUCUUCCUCCUCCGAUCGCAUUAGAAACCCUCACUGAUUAGUCCUAGGGGUUCUUUCUACUUAAUUUGGAAAGAUCCCGCUCUUUUUGCCAUAUUUACGUGGAGUUUUGAUUCCCUUUUCGUUACUUUGUUUGGUUGUUCUUUCUUGGUUUGGCCUUUUUUUUUUUUUAUUGGUGAAACCUUUCCUUCUUGGUUAGGAGGAGUCUAGGAGAGGGAUGGCGAGGGAGAAGAUUCAGAUAAGGAAGAUAGACAACGCGACGGCGAGGCAGGUGACCUUCUCCAAGAGGAGGAGGGGGCUCUUCAAGAAGGCCGAGGAACUCGCCAUCCUCUGCGACGCCGACGUCGCCCUCAUCAUCUUCUCCUCCACCGGCAAGCUUUUUGAGUUCUCGAGCUCAAGUAUGAAGGAGAUCCUUGAAAAGCACAGUCUGCAUUCAAAGAAUCUACAGAAAGUAGAACCACCAUCGCUUGACUUGAAUCUAGAGAAUAGCAACUACACAAGAUUGGACAAACAGGUUGCGGAAGCAAGCCUUCAGCUCAGACAGAUGAGAGGAGAAGAGCUCCAGGGAUUAACCAUGCAAGAGCUGCAGCAGCUAGAAAAAAAUCUUGAAACAGGGUUAAGCUGUGUGCUGGAAAGAAAGGGUCAACAAAUUAUGGAGCAGAUCAAUCAUCUUCAACAAAAGGGAAUGCAUCUGAUGGAAGAAAAUGAGCGACUGAGAAAGCAGGUGGUGGAGAUGGCCAGAGCAGGGAGACGUGUGCUGACUGAUUCGGAAAAUGUUAUGUAUGAGGAUGGGCAGUCAUCGGAGUCGGUUACUAAUGCUUCACAAUUGGUAGUGCCACCGAACUAUGACGACAGCUCCGACACAUCCCUCAAAUUGGGGUUGCCGGUCCAUAACAUGAAGUAAUGGCAGGAGGCCUGCCAUCGAUGGAGAAUUCUUUUUUAUGUCAUGCUACUUGGAAAGAGAGUACUUGCAAUCAUGUUUCAAGUAAUAGUUGAAUGGACUAACAACCCGGCUGAGGGAUCUACUACUGUACUUUCGCAGGUCCACUGAUUGUGGGCUCACUGAGGUCUGUGUGGAUUAUGAUCUGUAUGUCACAACCUCCUGCACUUUGUUUGAGGGAUAUACUGCUGUGAGAAAACAGGCACUGUCUUUGUUCUUAUAUGAUCGGAGGUAUUUGUCCAUGACUUAUAACAUUAAUCUUUCAGCUUUAUGUUCAUUGCUGGACCAUGAAUGCUGAAGUCUGAACGAGAGAUGGAUUUGGGAGGAUUGAUUCCGCCUACACAUUUAUGGCCUGCUGUCAAUCAGAUGCCAACCACCUCUCUAGUUGUAUAUUGGAUGGAUACAUUAAGAAUCAGUUGUUAUUGGCUUUCCGGCAAGUGGGAACUAGUUGAUCGUUAGGAUGAUUGAUGUUUUUAUCAAAACAAAUACAUUUCAUUUGUUAUUGUGCAAGUAGCAAGAUAAAGGAGCAUGAGGAUGAGAUCCUGUUUCAUA